Molecule: messenger RNA, 1544 nt
Organism: Parasteatoda tepidariorum (common house spider)
Lineage: Eukaryota; Metazoa; Arthropoda; Arachnida; Araneae; Theridiidae
Source: RefSeq, a predicted model, not a curated record
AAAAUAGGCAGUUUAAAUCUUAAACUUUUCAAAUAAAUGAUUGUCUUUUUUGAAUCGCAUUUAGUAAAUAAUUUUUUAAAUAAGAAAUAGAUGCAGAAUUUUCAAAUCUAGUUGAGAUCAAUAAGCUGGUAGCAAAAUUAGAUGCUGAUUGCUGAAAAUUAACCAUAAACCUGGUUGAAAAUCCAGAUAUUGAGAGGAUGUGUCAACAAACAACGAAUGUCCAACAGCUAGCAAUAGCCAAGAAAAAUGGAGCUUAGACUCCAUCGACAAUACCAGUGGAAAUAAGAUGGUACUAAUUGAAUAUGUGAACUUGUGACAUGCCUAGUAGAUGAGGUUCUAAAUUCUGUUUGCUCAACACAGUAGAAGUCGUCGAAAUGGAGCAAAAGCCUCGAUACGAAAUAGUUGACGGAUUUCGUUUGCCACCCUCUUUCGUGCCAGAGGUCUUCCGUUCAGCUUGCAACUACAGACCGAAAGAUGACGAAGUUGUAGUUUCCACUUAUCCAAAAUGUGGCACCACUUGGAUUAUGCAGAUAGUGACUACCAUUUUGAGACGAGGCAAGCCAUGCACAACAGCCAAAGAAUAUUUCUCCAGCAAUCCAUUUUUAGAAAUGACCGGAGAGGAAGGCAUGAAAUUAGCAAUGAAGCCCUAUUGCAUCAAAAUACAUCUACCAUUCGAUCGCGUCAAUUUCAAUCCCAAUGCCAAGUACAUCUACGUCACCAGACAUCCUGCUGAUUGUGUCGUCUCUUUUUACCACCACACGCGAUUUUUCCCGAUUUAUUUCUUCACGAACGGUUCGUUCGACACUUUCUUUGACCUUUUCAUCAACGACGGUACCGAUUUCAAUGACUACUACGACAAUCUUCAUUCGUGGUACGUACACAAAGACAAACCAAACAUUUUGUUUUUAACUUUCGAAUCUAUGAAGGCGGACACAAGAGGAACCAUUCUUAAAUGCGCAAAGUUCCUGGGAGAUGAGUAUUAUAAUCUACUUAUGGCUGACGAUGAGAAAAUAUUAAAUGACAUUUUACAUUAUAGCAGCCUAGAUUUCAUGAGGACCACCAUCAACGAGUUCUGGAGGGAAGUUUAUGCCGAUAAACCUCCUACUGAGGAGUACCAAAAAGAAAAUCCUAUUGCUAAGAAGUACGCGGCAAUAAUGAAGGAUGCAGAGGAAAACGGUCAUCACGCUGUUGGAGAAUUCAUUCGAAAAGGUGCUGUUGGAGACGGGAAGUUAGCCCUAUCUGAAGAACAGAGAAAGAAAAUGAAUGACUAUAUUGAUAGAAAAACUGCUCAAUAUCCUGAAUUGAAACACUUUUGGGACAAAAGAUAAAAUGCCUCAACGUAAUUUAUAACAUAGCAACAGAAGUUUAAGAGUUUUGUGUUUGAAUGGGAAACUAUUUUAAUCCUUUAUAAAUCCGUUGAAAGUAUACUUCCCACCUAAUUCAUUAAUUUUUAAAUGUCGAUGGGAAGUUAUAUUCCCAUCUAUGAUUUCAACGACCAUCUGUUGACAGCUUUAGAAAAUAAAAUAAAAUAUCAUUGAAGAAUG